AUGGCACCGACCCACAAGCCCAUGGCCCUUCCUCCGAACUUCACCUCAGAAAAGUUCCAAGAAUUUAUCCUCCGCGCUCAAGACAUCUGCGGCGCCGAAAAUGUCCGCGUCGUCCCGAAUGAUAAACCGCUUGAAGGCGACUCGUACCUCAACCAGCCGAAGUCGCACGACCACUUUCCGCUUUACGAGAAGACGAAAUUCGUAGCCUCAGCUGUCAUCACGCCGCGUCAUGUACCCGAUGUCCAGGCCCUGGUUAGCCUUUGCAACGAGACGGUCAUGCCCGUUUGGCCCAUCUCCCUCGGGCGCAACUUCGGAUACGGCGGAGCCUCUCCGCGCGUUCCGGGCUCGGUGGUGAUGGACCUCGGACACCAUAUGAACCGAAUCCUCGAAGUCAACGUCGAGGGUGCGUACGCUCUUCUCGAGCCCGGCGUAAGCUUCCGUGAUCUCCACGAGUACCUCGAGAAGCACAACCUGAGGGAGCACCUGUGGCUUUCCGUCCCGGUCGGGCAGGGCUCGGUGCUCGGCAAUGCUGUUGAGCGAGGAGUUGGAGCUACGCCAUACGGCGAUCAUUGGGGUAUGCAUUGUGGUAUGGAGGUGGUACUUCCGAACGGAAAGUUGGUGCGCACCGGGAUGGGCGGCGUGCCGAACCCCAACGCCGACCCGAACGUGAGGCCCGACGAGCAGCCCGCCAAUGAGACUUGGCAGCUCUUCAACACCGGCUACGGUCCGUACAACGACGGCCUAUUUUCACAGAGCAAUCUUGGUAUCGUGACCAAAAUCGGAAUGUGGCUGAUGCCAAAUCCUGGAGGCUAUCAGCCGUACGAGAUCACCUUUGAGAACGACUCCGACUUGCCCAAGGUAGUCGACAUCAUUCGUCCGCUGCGUCUGCAGAUGGUCUUGCAGAAUGUGCCGUUUCUUCGUCACACACUUCUGAAUGCUGCACACAGCGGACCUAAGACCAAGUAUACCGACAAGGAGGGCCCGUUGUCCGAAGAUGAGAUCAAUGUCAUUGCGAAGCAGCUGGACAUGGGACGAUGGCAGCUGAUUGGUGCUGUGUACGGACCGAAGCCAGUCCGCGAUGUCUUGUUAAGAGUCAUCAAGCACGAGUUCCUCUCCAUACCGGGUUCGCGGUUCUUCCUCCCUGAAGACCGACCAAGAGAAAGCCCUCUCCGGGCCCGAGAGUUGCUGAUGCAGGGGAUUCCUACAGUGGAAGAGUUGAAAUGUCUUGAAUGGCUCCCCAACGGCGGUCAACUUCUGUGGGCUCCCAUCUCAAAGGUCUCCGGUGAGGACGCAAAGAAGCAGCACGACGUCGCCAAGAAUCUGAUCACGAAAUACGGCUUUGACUACCUCGGCGCCUUCGCCGUUGGAAUGCGAGAGCUUCAUCAUGUAAUUGGUAUUCCCUACCGUCUCGAUGUGCCCGACGACGUGACUCGUGUCCGCCAGCUGGCUCACGCGCUCAUAAAAGAGACGACAGCUCACGGAUGGGGCCAGUUCCGCGCUCACACGGCUCUUAUGGACCCCGUUGCUGAUGCCUUCAACUGGAACGACAACGCACAAAUGCAGCUCAAUGAGACCAUCAAGAACGCGCUCGACCCUAAUGGGAUCAUCGCACCGGGUAAGAACGGCGUAUGGCCCGCAAGUUACAAUAAGAAAGAUUGGGUGUUGGACGGGAAAUAA
Molecule: messenger RNA, 1677 nt
Organism: Colletotrichum karsti
Lineage: Eukaryota; Fungi; Ascomycota; Sordariomycetes; Glomerellales; Glomerellaceae
Product: putative alpha methylacyl-CoA racemase
Exons: 3
Coding region: 1-1677 (558 amino acids)
Biological process (GO): lactate catabolic process
Cellular component (GO): mitochondrion
Molecular function (GO): D-lactate dehydrogenase (NAD+) activity; D-lactate dehydrogenase (cytochrome) activity; FAD binding
Source: RefSeq, a predicted model, not a curated record